AUGAGGGCCACAGCCCGACGGCUGCUGAAAUGCGCACCUCUGGGAGCACCACUGGCUGUUCCACUAGCUGGUCUGGUCGGCCCUGAUGCAGACCGGUCAGUCCGCCACCCGGAGAAGCCCGUGCAGCUCAGAAGUUUCCCACAGGUUCGCUGCAGCACGACCGGCGAACGUGAGUUUGCCUACAUCCAUGAGCACAACUUCGAUGACAGAAUGUGGUCGAUAGCUGGCAAGGUGGAUUUUCUAGGCCUUAUGGAGGAAGGCAGCUACCUCUUCAAGCACGUGCCCAGCGAUGUGAUUCACAGGCUUUCAUUCGGACAAAAAGUCUUCGCACGCAAGGGCACCGUGCUGAUAGAAGAGGGUUCGGAGAACAGCGCCCUUUUCGUUGUAGGUUACGGCAAUCUUGCCAUUUCCGUCCACGGUGAGGAGAUCGCGACGGUUGGACCGGGACAGGUGAUCGGAUUGUACACCAUGCUGAAAGGCACAAUGGCAAGUGCAAGCGUCAUUGUCUCGUCAGAGCUGGCGUACAUCCUGGAGCUUCGCCACAGUCACUUUAUGGCUUGCCUUGAUGACAAUCCAGAUGUGAAGAACCGCAUGCAAGUGCUGCUGGAGCAGCGAGAAGCACAGAACAAGGCGGCGGAAAUGAUCAGCAAAAAGACAGUGAGGGAAGUCUGA
This is a messenger RNA of Symbiodinium natans, 672 nucleotides long. The record is from the annotation of a GenBank genome assembly. NCBI's taxonomy places the organism in Eukaryota, Dinophyceae, Suessiales, Symbiodiniaceae.